CCUAAGCUUGGUCAUGGCGGUGGGGUAGCUAAUAAGGCGCCCAACUAACGUUAGUUCCAAGUUGCGCUGAGGACCAAGAAAUAUUUCCUCGCGACGACGAUAACCUCUCAUUCUCAUCAACGUUCCAAGUCCUUGCUCCAACUAAUCUCGGCUUCAAUUCGUCAAUAUGGGUGACCUCCCCACUACGUUCGACAAGCCUGUCCAUAUCGCCGUAAUUGGCGGUACUGGUCUCGGUCAGCUCGAAGGCUUCGAGCCCGUCGCUGCUCUCAACCCUAUUACACCUUGGGGACCCCCGGCCUCGCCGAUCCAGAUACUCUCCCACAAAGGUAGCUACGUCGCUUUCCUUGCUCGCCACGGUGUUCACCAUCAGUUUGCUCCUCACGAGGUCCCGAACCGCGCAAACAUCGCUGCUCUACGACAUAUCGGUGUUAGAUCCGUCAUUGCCUUCUCCGCCGUCGGUUCUUUGCAAGAGGAGAUCAAGCCUAUGGACUUUGUCGUCCCGGACCAGGUCAUUGAUCGCACAAAGGGCAUCCGUCCUUUUACCUUCUUUGAGGGUGGUGUAGUUGGACACGUUGGCUUCGCCGACCCUUUCGAUGCAGGCCUUGCCAAGGUGGUCAAGGCUUGUGCAGCUCAUAUGAAAGGUGACGGCGUCAUAUUGCACGAGAAGGGCACGGUCAUUGUCAUGGAAGGACCACAGUUCUCAACUCGCGCCGAGUCCAACAUGUAUCGAUCUUGGGGAGGAUCUGUUAUCAACAUGUCGACCCUUCCUGAAGCCAAGCUUGCCCGCGAGGCCGAACUGGCCUACCAGGUGAUUGCCAUGGCCACCGAUUAUGAUUGCUGGCAUUCAUUUGAGGAUGUUAAUGUUGAGCUGGUCAUCAAGUACAUGAAGGCUAACAACGAAAAUGCCAAGCGACUCGUAGCGGGUGUCUUGGAUCGACUUGCUGAGCUCGAGAACAGCGACCUGGUUCAAGCAAAGCACUGGGCUGGCGCCUCUCAAGGAGCCGUCAAAUUCAUGACCAAGCCAGCUGGCCGUGAUCCCGAGGCCAUGAAGAAGGUCGAGUACCUUUUCCCUGGCUUCUGGGAGGGAUAAACUCAAGGUGCCUAGUCAGAAACAGAAAGAGACGGAUAUUCGAGGGUAAACCAAAGUACUUACGUACACAAAGACGGAUUGGCUUUUGCUGUGAUAGAGGCGUUAUUGUAAAGCGGCGGAAUAAUCAUCGGUCAUCGAUAAGAGUCCGAAUUCCAUGCGUCUGCUUGCUCGUCGAUGAGGUUAUUUCGAAUCAUGCACUCGCCAAUGGGCACAAAGACCCAAUUGAGGUCAGAAUAACGUGAGCUAUUAAGAGCACAGGUCCAAUUGCUGUCGAUCAGACCUUUUUCCUUUUUUUGAUAGGACAGUAAAGUACGCUCAGGACGUCACCGGGCCACGACACAAUAGUCCAUGGUGUUGAAUGACCCCUGGUCCCUGACAAGGGUUCGUUGCUGCAUCGUCCACACCCGAGGCUCAUGGCUGAGGAUGGCUUUUUUUUUGUGGCAGUCGAUUUCUGGCGUCACGCUCUGAUGUCGUAUUUUCUCUUUUGUUUCCUCAGGCCCUGCAUAUGCCCGUUGAUGUGGCAAAAGCGGCUCUCACGUUGUCUGUCCAGCCCACAACGUCGCAUGCAUUGAUGCUUCUCAUGCCUGGCGUUUUCGCUGUGAAGCAUUGAGGCCCGAGCCGUACUGUAAGAACGAUUCAGGAUAUGAGCUGUAAAGCUCACAGGACCACAAAUACUAGCUUUUCAAGCGUCGUUCCUGUGCCUUGUAUCCAUGUUCGUGAAUCAUAUGUAAAUCGGCAACGGCCCGCCCUAAAGGCAGAUUUUGCCAGGGCCCUAGUCAAAUGCUACCUGACAUUUCUUGCAGCUCACAUUAGUCUCGCAGCACGGGUGGUCGCUGUACAACGAACGUCCCUGAAGAUGUCUUGUUAGUUAUAACAGAAGAUCUUAUUCACACUCUUAACCCUUGAAUGUUGACGGCAACCCUUGUACUUAGUGAUGCAAUAAUUAGGUGUGUUACUUGAAUGAUAAUUCAAUCGUCUUACCUGCGUG
Fusarium verticillioides 7600 is the source of this 2078-nucleotide messenger RNA. Its product is annotated as 5'-methylthioadenosine phosphorylase. NCBI's taxonomy places the organism in Eukaryota, Fungi, Ascomycota, Sordariomycetes, Hypocreales, Nectriaceae. Gene Ontology annotation, molecular function: S-methyl-5-thioadenosine phosphorylase activity. Gene Ontology annotation, biological process: nucleoside metabolic process. The coding region runs from base 167 to 1090 and encodes 307 amino acids. Gene Ontology annotation, cellular component: cytosol. The record is from RefSeq and is a predicted model, not a curated record. The transcript is spliced from 3 exons.